This is a messenger RNA of Paraglomus occultum, 522 nucleotides long. Lineage: Eukaryota; Fungi; Glomeromycota; Glomeromycetes; Paraglomerales; Paraglomeraceae. The record is from the annotation of a GenBank genome assembly.
AUGGAACAUAAUAAUAAACCUGUUUAUGCUGAGGAGGAUGAAGAUCUUACAGAACGCAUAUUAUAUCAUUUAUCACAUCCUCCUGCUCCUUCUCCUGUUAGAUAUACAUGUAUUAAUCAACACAAACCACCCCACUCCAUCCUAGUCCAUAGCAUAGCCAAGGCAUAUUUCCAAAAUCACGGGACCUGGAUCAGAGGUCCAUAUGCUCUAGAAAUUGGCUGCCACCAUACAAUCAAAUACAUGUUCAGAAGACUUUUUAAACGGGAGAGGGAGGACAAAGUAAAAUUAGUGGAGAUACAGGGGUCGGGGGAAAGUGUGGCAACAAUACUGCAAGACGGGCUGGAAACGACAGUAGAAUUCCUUGAGCACCGGCCAAUGCCCGUACUAGUGACGUUUAUAUUGGGAGACAAGUACGACUCUCCCCCCGCGAAUGAAGUGCGGCGGCGGCUCUCCCCCAACUCGAACAAUGUGCGGCUCCCCCCCGCGGAUGAAGUGCGGCGGCUCUCCCCCAAACUCGAAUAA